AUGAAGGAAAAUUCACUAGAAAACACAUCAACGAAGGGGUUAUCACCUUCAAUUAAGAGUGCAAUCAGUGGUGCUAUCUCAGGAUUUAUAGUUAGAUUUAUUAUAUCACCUUUUGAUGUCAUUAAAAUACGAAUGCAGCUUCAAGUAUUACCAGCGUUUCCAUUAAGAGAAUCUAAUGUUACUAAUUAUCCAUAUCAAAAAAUUCUUGGAUCAGUUAAACAAAUUAUUUAUCAAGAAGGAAUAUUUGCAUUAUGGAAAGGAAAUUGUUUUUCACAGAUUUUAUACAUGUCUUAUGGUUCAUGUCAAUUUUUUACUUAUGCAAAAUGUAAAUUAUUUUUGGAUAGAAUUUUUCCAGAGAAAACAUAUAAUCAUGGUAAAACAUUUGUAUCAGGGGCUAUUGCAGGAACAGUUGCAACAACAGUAUCAUAUCCAUUUGAUCUUUUAAGAACAAGAUUUGCAGCACAAGGAGUUUCAAAAGUAUAUAUAUCUAUUCCACAUUCAAUUCGAUCAGUAUACAUUUCAGAGGGUAUUAGAGGAUUUUACCGUGGUAUUAAUGCAUCAAUUUUACAAAUAAUACCUUAUAUGGGAAUUGUAUUUGGGGUAUAUGAAGGUUCAAAAACGUAUCUAUUAAAUAUUGGUUAUUCAUCAUCAUUGACGGACGCUGUUGCUGGUAUUAUAUCAGGCACAGUUGGAAAAACAUUUGUUUUUCCAUUAGAUCUAAUUAGAAAACGCUUGCAAGUUCAAGGUCCAACAAGGGAAAAAUAUUUUUAUAAAGACAUUCCUGUUUAUAACAAAAUCAUAAAAACAGGAAUUACUAUUUUUAAAUCAGAGGGAUUUUUAGGUUUUUAUAAAGGGUGGCUAAUAUCUAUUUUAAAGACAGCCCCCUCUACAGCAAUUACAUUAUGGGUCUAUCAAAGAUCUCUAAAUUUUAUCAAUAAAUUAGAAAAACAAAAAUAA
This is a messenger RNA of Pneumocystis carinii B80, 957 nucleotides long. RefSeq lists its product as hypothetical. Gene Ontology annotation, molecular function: thiamine transmembrane transporter activity. The transcript is spliced from 7 exons. Gene Ontology annotation, cellular component: mitochondrial inner membrane. Gene Ontology annotation, biological process: thiamine pyrophosphate transmembrane transport. The record is from RefSeq and is a predicted model, not a curated record. Bases 1 to 957 code for a protein of 318 amino acids. NCBI's taxonomy places the organism in Eukaryota, Fungi, Ascomycota, Pneumocystomycetes, Pneumocystales, Pneumocystaceae.